UUUUGUUUUGUAAUGUGUAGUUGUGGACGUAGUUUUCUGCUGUUUUCUACUGUACUGUUUAGUUUGUAGAUAAAGUUGUAAAACUGUUCAAGCCAGUGUAAAAUAAAACUACAAAAUGGCCCGAACGAAGGCGUCGGUGGGUUCAAAAGUAUCGUCUGGGAAGAGUAGCAAGGCCAGAUGUGUUGCGGCGCCUACUCCAAGCAGUUCUGGUGCUUCAGGCAGUGUAGACCGCGCCAACCGCGGCGGCGGCGGCGGCAAUCCCGUGUGCCCGCGCGAGACCCCCAAGUGGCAGAAACCCAUCACCACAUUCUUCAUCAGCAAGGACGAACCCAAACACGUUGAUGUAGAGGAACAAGAUGACCAGGACAAGGCUGCAGGCAGCUCAAAACCAAGAAAAACAAACGUCAUAGAAUCAGACGAAGAAGAAGAAGUAUUAACCGAACGACCAAAGAACACCGUUCUUGAUGACACCAUAGAACUGGAGCCACUAACCGGAGAAGAUAGCCAUAAAAUAGAAGAAUAUUAUCCAAAGGGAAAUAAAGGUAAAGGGGUUGGAAAGAAAACGAAAGGGAAAGAGAACAAAAGAGACAGCAAGAGACUGAGAGAGGAAGAUGACGGAGAGCACAGCAGUAAGAGAGUUAAAGUAAAUUAGUAAAAAAGUUGGUUUUGAUAAUUGACUGGUGUACAAAUGAUGAUACAAGUUUGGUUCAGGGUGAAUAGAGGUAUUUUUGUGGUGGAUAGACAAAUAAAAAAAAGGAAGAAGAUUUGUAGUAUAAAGUAUAGAAUCAUUUAUUCUGUACAUACAUAUUUAUAAUAUAUCCGGGGACAACUCACACACGGUUAUCUGAUCCCAAACUAAGCAGACCUUGUGGUUACCAUAACCAGACUAUAAACUUACUUAUAUAUUUCUAAAUACACACAUAUUAUAGAUAUAUUACACCCAGACACCAGAACAAAUGAUCAUG
Trichoplusia ni (cabbage looper) is the source of this 965-nucleotide messenger RNA. Its product is annotated as PCNA-associated factor-like. The coding region runs from base 116 to 652 and encodes 178 amino acids. Gene Ontology annotation, biological process: translesion synthesis; regulation of cell cycle. Lineage: Eukaryota; Metazoa; Arthropoda; Insecta; Lepidoptera; Noctuidae. Gene Ontology annotation, cellular component: nucleus. Gene Ontology annotation, molecular function: chromatin binding. The record is from RefSeq and is a predicted model, not a curated record. The transcript is spliced from 4 exons.